Molecule: messenger RNA, 2200 nt
Organism: Canariomyces notabilis
Lineage: Eukaryota; Fungi; Ascomycota; Sordariomycetes; Sordariales; Chaetomiaceae
Exons: 3
Coding region: 46-1908 (620 amino acids)
Biological process (GO): methionyl-tRNA aminoacylation
Molecular function (GO): methionine-tRNA ligase activity; ATP binding
Source: RefSeq, a predicted model, not a curated record
CUGACACCACCUUUAACCCGGAAUCGCGACGCAUCUGCGGUGCCAAUGGAAAUUAAUUUUGCAAGAGCAGCUUCGGCUCGACGGCUGCUGAGGUGGCAGCCGCCAUUGAACCGGCCAAGGAGUUGGGUAUGCAGCGCGUGCCGAGUAAACCGCUUGGGAGUCGCGUCCCAGCGCUUCGCGUCGCAGUCGUCAUUGCCCUCUGAGAAGCCCUUCUAUGUCACCACACCCAUAUUCUACGUCAACGCCGCACCGCACAUUGGCCACAUGUACUCGAUGGUACUGGCCGAUGUGUUCAAGCGAUGGCAGACGCUGAUGGGAAAGCGGGCACUUCUCAGCACCGGCACUGACGAGCAUGGAAUCAAGGUGCAGCAGGCUGCCGCACUCGACGACAAGCCACCGAAGGAGUUUUGUGACCAGUUCGCCGAGAGGUUCGAGGAGCUGGCCCAGCUGUCGCGCAUCGACUACGAUCGCUUCAUUCGCACCACCGAUGAAGACCACAUUCAGGCCGUCGAGCACUUCUGGUUUCUGCUUCAAGAGAAGGGCCUCAUAUACGAGACCAAACAUGAGGGCUGGUACAGCGUCAGUGACGAAUGCUUCUACCCUGAAUCCCAAAUCGUCAAAUCUCAAGAGCCCUUCACGGGCGCCGUAUACAUGGCGUCUGCCGAGACGGGAAACAAGGUGGAAUGGGUUGAAGAAAAGAACUACCGGUUCCGCAUGACGGCGCUUAAAGACAGGCUCCUGGAUUUCUACGAGAAGAACCCCGGGUGGGUGGAGCCCGCCUCCCGCAUGAACGAGGUGGUCAACUGGGUCAAGAACCACUUGGAUGACCUCUCCAUCUCGCGACCCGUCCAGCGACUGAGCUGGGGAAUUCAAGUCCCAGGCGACGCGUCUCAAACCAUCUACGUCUGGGUGGACGCCCUGGUCAACUACCUUACGAGUGCCGGUUUCCCUACGUGGACACCAGGGCAAACCGAGAGAGGCGGCUGGCCGGCGGAUAUUCACGUUAUUGGCAAAGAUAUCCUUCGGUUCCACUGCGUAUAUUGGCCAGCAUUGCUCAUAGCGCUGGAUCUCCCCUUGCCAAAGAGAAUUCUUACGCAUGCACACUGGACGCUGAACAGGAAAAAGAUGUCCAAAUCGCUCGGCAACGUAGUCAACCCCACCUAUGCCAUCAGCCGAUGGGGUAUCGAUACGGUGCGCUUCUAUCUGCUGUUUGAGGGCGGUAUUGCAGACGACGCAAACUACGACAACACCACCCUCGCUGCGAAAUAUAAGAAACACCUGCAGUGGGGUUUUGGCAAUCUUCUUGGACGCGUCACAAGGACACGCAUCUGGAACCUACCAGAAAUAAUUGCCAACGCCGCCGAGCCUCAGAAGAUUGGUGUAUCGCUUGAGAAGGCUGUCGCUGACUUUGAGAACCAGCUGUUACAACUGAGGCCUAAUGUUACACAGCACAUGGAACAACUGAACCCGGUGGCUGCAAUUCGCUGCAUCAUUGAGCAAGGCGGCCAGAUAAACGACUUCCUUAGCAGCGCGCAGCCGUGGGCUCUAUUGAAGUCAACAGACCCGGAAAAUAAGGCGGCGGCCGACAAGGUAGUGUAUAUGGCGGCGGAGAGCCUGCGAGUCUGUGGCAUUCUCCUGCAGCCUUUCCUGCCCGAUAAGGCUACCCAACUCCUCGACACUUUAGGAGUUGCCCAGGACAAAAGGACCUACGCCUAUGCCGUCCCAAACUGUGACUUGAGCUACGGUACCCCCUUCAUAGAUCCCGGCCGAGACCGCAAUGAUGGCCUAUUUCCUCCCUUGGUAGAGGAUAAGGAUGUUGACUAUGCCGGCAAUUUGAAGGCGCAGAGACGGGCGGCGCAGAAACGGCCGGAGAAGAAGGCACCUUCAAUCUUGCAUACCGACAACUGACAUGAGAGACGGUGGCCUCAGCCUACCUAAGCAACGCGAUUUUGUGCUGAUUAUUUGUAAGACUAGACGGAUGGCUUGUCGUGCAUUUACCGGUCUCCAAGAUUAAGAUACCCCGUCAGCCACAGUGUACUAGUAGAAUAUACCUCUCUUUAAGGCAUGAAGCUGGGCCGGAUGGCAUGGGCAUUGCUGCUUUGCCAGGGGGCUGCACCAACCUUGAGCAGGCGGGACCCGGUCCGGAUACAACGCAAACCCCGAUAACAAUAGCAGCUGGAGACCUGUUUUUGCCCAUUGC